Molecule: messenger RNA, 915 nt
Organism: Pelobates fuscus (common spadefoot toad)
Lineage: Eukaryota; Metazoa; Chordata; Amphibia; Anura; Pelobatidae
Exons: 5
Coding region: 59-829 (256 amino acids)
Source: RefSeq, a predicted model, not a curated record
CGCCCACAUUGCAGGCUGUCACUGAACUGUGACCACGUGACUGGCUCUCCUACAAGCAAUGACCUGCGAUAAAGUGCCAGGAAUGUCACAGAGAGCAGGUGACAUAAAGUACAGCUAUAUUAAUUACACAUCUGCCAAGCAACUUCUAAAGUGUUACGGAAGACCAGGAAACAAACAGAGAGACUUCAAACAUGUGUCAGAUCAACAUCACACAAACAGUAACCUCACAGUUCAGAGUUAUUCAAACCCAACGCAGCAUUUACAGAGACGUCUGAGGCCGAGAACCUGUACUGCGUGUAGGGCCUGUAUUAAUGAAGGCAAGAAGGAAUCCGUGGAAAGUAACGCUGUCCCUGUGUGGCUGCCACAAAGCUACCUGCCCAGUGCCACUAGUAAGCCAGGGAAGAACAAGCAGAACGUACAACAAAAAUCGAGGAAACCAGAAAAGUCCUCAGAUUCCAGAAAGUCAAUUUCCUGCCAUUUCAACGGUGGAUAUAGUGAUCAAUACUUCACAUCGUCUUUAUCAUCUAGCAGCUCCGGUUAUGACUCCAGGAAGACAGAGCCGAUGGAAAAUAAAGUGUGUUCUUUGCCUGUUCUUCCUGCAAGAACUCUAUCAGAUCUAGGAAUUCAAAGAAUAAAUUCUACUGACAUGCCCCAGAGUACCCUGUUUUCUACCGAGGAGCUAAGAAAGUGGAUCAUACACUUCGGAGGAGAUGAGCAGGCAGCAUUUAUGGCGAGAGGACUGCAGAGGCUGCAACUAGCGUAUGAGCAAGGAAAAUCCGAAAUGUCCAAACAGGCUGAGAGCAAAACCCAUCUGCCAAUUUCACAAUAAUUACUUAUAUUUAUAAUGGGCUGUUUAUAGAGAAUUUUAUAAAUGAACUGUUGAGUCAUAAAAUAAUAAACAAUACCAAAACAGAA